Messenger RNA from Sporothrix brasiliensis 5110, 1776 nucleotides. Its product is annotated as MFS transporter, SP family, solute carrier family 2 (myo-inositol transporter), member 13. Bases 1 to 1776 code for a protein of 591 amino acids. Gene Ontology annotation, cellular component: membrane. Gene Ontology annotation, molecular function: myo-inositol:proton symporter activity. The transcript has a single exon. Gene Ontology annotation, biological process: transmembrane transport. NCBI's taxonomy places the organism in Eukaryota, Fungi, Ascomycota, Sordariomycetes, Ophiostomatales, Ophiostomataceae. The record is from RefSeq and is a predicted model, not a curated record.
AUGGCGAGGGCUCGUCGGCUUGAGGAGGACAACUGGAGCGACGACCACGAGGACAUCGAAUUCAGCAUCAGAGGGGACCGCAGCUCCGAAGACAAUAUGGCACUGCGCGCCGACGAGCAGCCGCUGCUCCAUGGCGACGGCGAGGACGGUGGCUUGCUCGGGGGCAACACCGUCGCCCGCGACGACAUUGAUGGGCUGCCAAAAGACCCCGUUGAUCGCGAAGAAGGCGGUGCGGCCACAGCGGGCCUCUUCAUCUGGCUGCUGACGCUCUCGGCUGGGCUCAGCGGGCUUCUCUUUGGGUACGACACAGGUGUCAUCUCGGCCACGCUCGUGUCGAUCGGCACCGCGCUUUCGGGCCGCGACCUGACGUCGUUUGACAAGUCCAUCAUCACGUCGUCCACUGCGCUCUUCGCUCUUGGCGCCUCGCCCCUCUCAUCGGUGCUGGCCGACACGCGCGGCCGCCGACACGUCAUCUUUGCGGCCGACGCGCUGUUUGUUGUCGGCGCGCUGGUCCAGGCCGCAAGCAGCUCCGUUCCCGUCAUGGUCGUCGGGCGUUCGGUGGUGGGUGCUGCCGUUGGCGCGGCUAGUUUUGUUGUGCCUCUGUAUAUAGCCGAGGCGGCGCCGGCGGCCCAUCGCGGCCGUCUCAUCACGGUCAAUGUGCUGUUUAUCACGCUGGGCCAAGUGAUUGCCUAUGUGCUGGGCUGGUUGUUGGCGGCGUACGCAGACCCGCGUACGGCGUGGCGCUGGAUGGUGGGACUGGGGGCGGUGCCCGCGCUGCUCCAGGCAGUUCUGGUGCUUUUGAUGCCCGAGUCGCCGCGGUGGCUGGUCAAGGCCGGGCGCACGGCCGAGGCACGGGCAGUGAUUGGUCGUGUCCACGGUGGCCACGGAAGUGCGGCUGCAACGGCUGCCGCAUCGUCCAUUGUCAAAACCAUUGAGACGGAAGUGCGCGCCGAGGCCGAAGCCCGGCGAGCGCGCAAGCAAGCACGACGCGUACCGACGACGGCCGGCGAACGCGAACCAUGGCGCUUUAUGCCCCGCUGGCUGCGCGCCGACGGCGACACAUGGGCAGCUCUGCUUGGCGUGCGCCGCAAUCGGCGGGCGCUGGCCAUUGCGUGUCUGCUGCUGGGCCUGCAGCAGCUCUGCGGUUUCAACUCGCUCAUGUACUUCUCUGCAACCAUCUUUACGCUUGUCGGCUUCGACCAGCCAACGCUCACAGCGCUCACGGUGGCCGCCACCAACUUUGUGUUUACAGUGGCGGCGUUGUUGCUGGUCGACCGCAUCGGCCGCCGACGCGUGCUGCUGUACUCGAUCCCGCUUAUGGCCCUGGGUCUGCUGCUGGCCGCCUACGGUUUCUCUCGUCUAGAUUUGUCCGUGGGCGACACCAGCAAAGGCAGCACACCGCCCCCGUCUUCGUCGGCUGCCUCUGUCGUCCUGGUCAGCAUUGUGCUGUACGUCGCUGCCUACGCAAUUGGGCUGGGAAACGUCCCCUGGAUGCAGAGCGAGCUGUUUGCGCUCGACGUGCGAUCGCUCGGCAGCGGACUGGCUACGGCCACGAACUGGCUGGCUAACUUUGUUAUUGGCUUGACCUUUUUGCCGCUCAUGGACGCGCUCACGCCCUCAUGGACGUUUGUCCUGUACGCGGCCGUCUGCCUCGUCGGCUUUUCGCUGGUCCGCGUCUGCUACCCGGAGACGAGCGGCCUUAGCCUCGAGGCGGCGGCGAGCUUGCUGGAUGCGGAUGACUGGGGCGUCGGUCGGCGGCGACGCUCACGGGCGUGA